GCUGCUCCUCAUCGCCAAUCAGUUCACACUUCAGCGUGCUGCAUGCUGGAUGCGUUUUCAGAAGGUUCUCAGAGAGUUGCAGAAACACACGCUCUUGUUUGUUUGAGUUGCUGCAAGAUAAUGUGAGAUCAGUUGUAGACAGCUGAUAUACAUAUAUCAUGGAGAACUCGACACUUAAACACAGAAUUAAAAAUCUCCUGCGGUCGCCGUCUGUGAAGCUGAAGAAGAAUCGGCGUGUGGACAAAGACAACCUGACUACCAAGUUAACUUUGGAGAGAGUACUCGGUAUCACGACUUCAGGAAGUAGUGGAUUAACAUGUGAUCCUUGCUCUGGGGUUGUUGCCUAUCCAGCCGGGUGUGUAAUAGUGCUGCUGAACCCCACAAAGAACAGACACAAACACAUAAUCAACACAUCCAGGAAAACUAUAACUGCUUUAGCCUUUUCAACAGAUGGCAAAUAUCUUGUUACGGGAGAGUAUGGUCACCUGCCUGCUGUGCGGGUUUGGGAUGUGGCCGAUGGCUCUCAGGUGGCAGAGCUACAUGAGCACAAGUAUGGGGUGACCUGUGUGGCCUUCUCUCCGAACAACAAAUACAUAGUUAGCAUUGGCUACCAGCAUGUUAACGUGUGGGCCUGGAAGAAAAACAUGUUGGUAGCUGCUAACAAGGUGUCCAGCAAGGUGACGGCGGUGUCUUUUUCCGAGGACAGCUCCUACUUUGUGACAUCUGGGAACAGACAUGUCAGAUACUGGUAUCUGGAACCCUGCAGAUCCAACAAGCAGCUCACAGCCCCUGUUCCACUGCUUGGCCGUUCGGGCCUCUUGGGGGAGUUACAGAACAACAAUUUCUGCGACGUAGCCUGUGGCCGGGGUGAGAAGUCUAAGAGUACCUACUGCAUCACCUCUUCAGGGCUGCUCUGUGAGUUCAACGAGAAGAGGAUGCUGGAUAAGUGGGUAGACCUACGGACCAUUACUGCGAGUGCUCUAUGUGUCACAGAGGAACUGAUCUUCUGUGCAUGUGCUGAGGGAACUGUACGUGUGUUCAGCCCAACUGACCUGCACUUCAUCUGCACACUGCCUCAACCUCAUCACCUGGGCAUCGACAUUUCUGCUGUCACACAGGACAGUCACUUUUUUUUCAACAAACCAGAUGCCCGUUACCCUGACUCAGUAGCGGUGACCUAUGACCCUGUUAACUUCAGGCUGUCGUGUGUGUAUAAUGACCACAGCCUGUAUGUGUGGGAUGUUCAAGAUCUGCAGAGAGUGGGAAAAGUGUACUCUGGUCUUUACCACUCUGCCUGUGUGUGGGAUGUGCAGAUAUUCCCUGGAGCUAAAGAGGAACCUCUGACAGGACUUUCUUCUUCAGGCCUGUUUUUCAGCUGCUCCUCGGACAGCACAGUUCGUAUAUGGAGCACAGAGCCACACAUCAACCCAGCCAAUAGCAAUCUUCUCAGUAAUGAUCUACGGAAGGUGAUUUAUACAACCAGUAACAGUGCAUGCCUGCUGGACACAGAAGAAACAGGCACCAGCUGCUCAGAGAAGCCAGAAGAGCAGCCAGUAGAGAGCCGAACAGGCAUUAGAACCAUCUGUGUGAGUCCAAAUGGCAAACAUCUGGCCUCGGGAGACCGGAAUGGCACACUAAGAAUUCAUGAGCUUAACACUAUGGAGGAAACCCUAAAGGCAGAAGUGCAUGACUCUGAGAUCCUGUGCCUGGAGUACUCCAAACCUGAGACAGGAAUGAAACUGUUGGCGACAGCAGGUCGAGAUCGCCUGAUUCAUAUACUUGAUGUUGAGAGAGACUAUAGUCUACUGCAGACCCUGGAUGAGCACUCGUCUUCCAUCACAGCUGUCCGCUUUGCUGCCAGUGAGGGGAAAGUGAGGAUGAUCAGCUGUGGAGCUGAUAAAAGUGUAUACUUUCGCACUGCCCACUGGACUUUCAGAGAAGUACAUUUUAAACGCACACACCACGUGGUGAGAAAGAGCACUCUUCAUGACAUGGCUGUAGAUCCCACCUGCAAGUAUGCAGCUGUAGGCUGUCAGGACCGAAACGUCAGAGUGUUUAACAUAAGCAGUGGGAAACAGAAAAAGUGCUUUAAGGGCUCUCAGGCUGAGGAUGGCAGCCUUCUUAGGGUUCAGUUGGAUCCCUCCGGCUUGUACAUGGCAACCAGCUGCUCAGAUAAGAAUCUCAGCCUGUUUGACUUCCAAACCGGAGAAUGUCUGGCUACCAUGUAUGGCCACUCAGAAAUCAUAACGAGCAUCAAAUUCACAAGUGACUGCAGGCAUUUGAUCUCAGCUUCAGGAGAUGGGUGUAUCUUUAUCUGGCGCCUUGCUCCUGAGUUGACUUUUAAAAUGAGAGAACGGCUGGAUCGGUUCACGAACCAUCAGCGCAGCCAGGUUUUUAAAGAUUCCAUGAUCAGACGGGCCUCUACAAGUAGCUUAGAGAUGCACAGCACCCUGUCUCUACUAACCUGUUCCUCAGAGAGUGAAUUAGAUGAUGAUGAAAGAUCCGAGGAUAUCCAGACCCCAGAUGACCACAUGUACCAAACAUCAUUAGAAGAGGAUCAGGGUGCUUCCGAUGAUGCGAAUGACUUGGACUCCAAUGAGUUGCAGGAGUCAUCUACAGGGUCAUUUGCAUCUGAGACAUCUUUGCCCGAAAUUCCACGGAGGAGAAAACGCUGGAACUGUAGGAUGGGCUCUUUCGAGCUGAUGGUGAAGUCCAUGCUGGAACUUCGGCAGUUUGACUCCUGUCCCAAGCCCGGGUCUUCUCGAAGGGGGUCCAUGGUUGAGCUCAAAAACCAGGCCUGUGGUAGCACUGCCAGCCUGCCCAAAGACACUAAGCUGAGUGAGAAGCAGCAGACUCCUCCUGACUCUUCUUGGUCGACACCUGCCUCUUCUCCUGAACUUGAGGGUAUAGUGCAGAGCUCAGAACUUUGCCCAUGCACGGGCAGUUAUCCUGUAACAUACCAGUUACAGGAGGGGAAAAGGCAGUGCCAGCAGAGUCACAGCCCCGAUAGAGGCAGCUCCAUGGGUUAUGCCAGUGGAGGAUCCAGUCCAGAACUGGGCCAUGAAGGCUCAGGUGAUCUGGAGCUUCUUAGCACUGAUGAGGACAAUGAGGAGUCAGCAAGAGGAAGGCCAUUUCACAAACCAGAGAGCCCUGAACAGGAGUGUUUCUUUAUGAAGCAUUGUGAGACAAUGUCUGACUCCAAAACCACUGGAGCAUGUAAUGAAACCAAACCUCCAAGAAGAAUGUCUGACUGCUUCCUUGACCCCAGGAGGCGUUCCCAAUUCCUCUCCAAGACUGACAAGAAGUCUGAAAAAUGUGCUGUAUUCAAACCCCUAGUGUCCACAGUACAUCCCUUGCAGAAAGACAAUGCUCAUGGGACUGACUUGGAGGAGAGAGCAGAUAAAUGCAGUUCUGAGCAGAUACAUUCUGCCUCCAAGAGGAGGAAAAUUUGCAAGCUGCAGAAUGUGACCAGCCCAACAAACACUUCCAGAGUGUUCAACUCUGUAGACAUGCCACUACUAAAACCCAUGUCGGCACUCAGCUUUACAGCUAAUAGUCAAAAAUGUGUAACUACGUCCCUUUUGAAGCAAGCGUCUAGACCUUCCACACCUGAGCUUCUCGCAGACAGGAAUGAUUUGAUUUUCCAGCACCCGUCUCCAACAGGCUCAACAUCUCCCCAGCCACGGGAAAGCCCAAACACUAUCAGACGUUUUAAAGUUCGCUCAUACAUGAGUCCCACCACCAGCUCCAGAGCUAAAGUCAGUCGCUCAAUGUCUCUCAAAGAAGGUCUCCACCUGAACCUUUCAAGUUGUCAAACAUUUCCUUGCUCAGGGUCAUCACCUAGCAGUCCAUCACGUGUCAGCACACCACUAUUACCAUCUCUGUCUGCUCCUCUCUCUGGUUCAUGCAACCAAGCAGAAUCAAGAUUGAGCCUUGAUGGAUGUCCUCCAAACACUACUGCUAAAAUCACCAAGGCUCGUGCCUCAGCAAGGAUGAGUAACCCACUGUCUGAGUAUCCCAGCAGGUCCACUCUUACUCCCAGUACAAACUCUGCUGCAGUCACAAACACGUUUGCUAAGAUUGGAGCUCAGCAUGUUGAUAAAUCCUAUACAAAGGGACACGUGGAACUUACAAAGUCUGCGUCUCCUAUCUUUUCGUCUGUGUCUGUAGAAGACACUUUGGGAGCAAAAACUUCAUCCCACACCCCACAACGCCCCCUAGUGGAUACUCAGGCCUACAAUGUGACAUGCAUGAGUCGGUCUGAUCAAGCAGAGCCCCUGAUGAACCUGGAGACUUGCAGACAAGCUGCUUCAGAGCUGUACAAUAGUGUGAAGAAAGUCACUCAGCUCUACAGCAUGGUGAGCUCCUCUGUUAUAAAUAUGGAUUUGGAGCAUCAGAAGAUGGCACAUGUGCUGAUGAAGGCAUUGUUCAUGACGCACUCUGAGCUGGAGGCCGUUCCAGGACUCGUUCCUGUGUCAGGGAAGACUGUAUCUGGUGAAGGUGAAGAGAAGACACUGGCUCUGCUGGAGCAGUACUCUCAGCUUCUAUUGCAGUCUGUAGAGAAGAGGCUUGAACACAAAAUCUAGGUUCCAGAUCUACAUGAGACUAAUAUCCUGACAUCAUUAAUAUAGUAUGUGGUAGUGGAGAUGGGAAGUAUGCACUGAAUAUUGAACCACAAAGAUGACAUAAGCAGUGAAGGGAGUAAAUUCAAGUUUUGCAGAUUUGUCUGUGAACUGUCAACAUUUUAUACAUAAAAUGAAGGUUUUUUUAUUUUUAGUGUUCAUUCUUCACUUACCGAACACUGUUUUAAAAUGAACCAAGUUUUAGUGUGUUUUGACAUGAGAGGUUUAUACAAAUAUAUAAUGUAUUGUACAUGUCUUUGUUUUCUAUGUAUAUCUAUUUGUUUUUUAAUACAUGCUGGCCAUAUAUUUUUAUUUUAAUAAAGUUUUAAACAUCGUAUACACUCCACAUACUCAAUUCAAAUUAUAAGGGAGAAUGUUAUGAGCACGAGAGUUUUUAAGUGUUUUUAAGAAACUAGGGUGAGUUUGUGUGUUUAUUGAUGUGUUUUUGGUUGUAACUUCUGUACUGCAGAGUUAAUUUCACAUGCUGUUGCUUAUGGUCUUAAAAUAAAAUGAGUGGUUAAAUACUG
This is a messenger RNA of Silurus meridionalis, 5149 nucleotides long. RefSeq names its product mitogen-activated protein kinase-binding protein 1-like. The record is from RefSeq and is a predicted model, not a curated record. Gene Ontology annotation, molecular function: protein binding. The transcript is spliced from 29 exons. NCBI's taxonomy places the organism in Eukaryota, Metazoa, Chordata, Actinopteri, Siluriformes, Siluridae. The coding region runs from base 159 to 4586 and encodes 1475 amino acids.